ACCAGAGGAGGGCAGCACAAAGACUGGUGAGGGCACACCCACCAUCUCCCUCUGCCCUCCCGUUUUCGGAUUGGCAUUUUGGGGCGUACACUGAUAAACAGAAAGAGUGACACAGAUGUCUCUGCGAUGUCUUCCGACACAUUUCACUAAUGUGCACUUGAACGCCGCUGUGUCUUGUCUCCGUGUCCUAUGCAACGUCGCAGGAAGAGCCUGUUAACGUGUUUCUCGGAAACACUGCUACUGUGAUGGAUCUCCAAAGCCGUCUCAAAAACGCACUAAAGGACAAAUAUCAUGAAACAUAUUCUGAAAACUUGCUACUUCCGCCAAGACUUUGCUACCGGAAGCUCAAUAGGGACUAUGCAUUACCUAGUUUGUAUCAGCAUGAGUUUAGAUAUGUUGAUAAUUCUGACCUUCAUACUUGGGUUGUUUUUCAAAACGUCCCGCUGGCAGAUAUCUUAUCAUGUGACUGCAGACAUGGCAGCAGCAAAAGAACAGUCAUCACUUUAGGAGUGUGUGGAGUUGGAAAAACCACAACGGUGCAGAGGUGUGCUCUGGAGUGGGCUGAGGGAAAAGCACACCAUGACAUCCACCUCCUGUUUCCUCUCACUUUCUGGGAGUUAAAUUUGCUAAAACACAAAUUGAGCCUAAUUGAACUACUCAAGAUGUUUUACCCGGAGUUGAAGGAGCUCGAUGUUUCCAGCCUAAAUGAAAACAAUGUUUGGUUUGUCCUUGACGGAUUGGAUGAGUAUCGUCUCAAGCUAAACUUCUGCUGUCCAACAGUGAGUGAUGUUUCUGAAGUGUCCACGGUGGAUAAUCUAGUGACCAAUCUGAUCAGGGGGAAUUUACUUCCCAAUGCUCAUAUAUGGAUAACGACCCGGUACGCAGCGGCAACAGAAAUCCCUGAUUGCUUUUUGCUUAAAGAGACCGAGGUGCAAGGGUUCAGUGAUGAGCAGAAGGAGCAGCACUUCAGGACAGUUCUCGGUAGUGAUGCCCUCACCAAUAAAGCCAUUGACCACGUGAAAAUAUCAAGGAGUCUUGACUUCCUUUGCCAGAUACCUCCAAUCUGCACCAUCAUGGCGACUGUACUGAAGAAUCAUCUGACAACAGAUGAUGGGUUUAAAAUCAGUCCCUUGACUCUAACCCAGAUCUACACAAACCUGGUCCAAGUAUCAAACAUGGAUGUUUUUGCCAAGCUGAAAAAGCUGGCACUGUUCCGGAUGGAAAGGGGAACCGUAGUGUAUGAGCAUGACUUUUUAGAAAGUGGAUUACGUUUCGGGGAAGCAUCAGCUCUUUCCAGAGAGUGUCCACUUGUGUUGAGAGAAGAGAAGGGGCUGCAUAAUACCACAGUUUUUCGCUUUGGUCACACAAGCAUUCAGGAGUUCUUGGCUGCAUCGUCUAAACUGGACAACAUUGAAUCAAGCUUUUAUCAGUCCAAUCGUUGUCAAAACCUGGUGGACCAGGCACUGCAGAGCCCUGAGGGAAGAUUUGAUGUCUUCCUGCGCUUCAUCUUUGGUCUCAUUAAGGAGCGUGCAACACUGGGGCCCACUGAUCCGCUGUUUGACUACACCAAGAAGAAGAUCCUGGAAAACAUUUUGUCUUACAGUGCUGUGGGUCUGUUCCACUGUCUGAGAGAGUUCGACAGUCAAGCGUUACUAAGUGAGGUCAAGUUUUAUCUGAAGACAGGCAUCUCACCAAUCCCUGAUUUCACACCAAUGCACUGGACAUUCAUGAUCCAGAGAACCACAAAUUUUGAGGGGAUGCGAGAUAGUUUUGAGAUGCAAGUGUCUAUGAGAUGUGAUGAACGACUCCUCAGGCAUCUGCCAGUUAUUUUGAAAUCAAGGAAAGCUAUGUUGCGAUUCUCGAACCUGACAGACAAGUGUUGUCCACUUUUAGCAGCUGUCCUGAGCACGAAAGAGUCAUACCUGAGAGAACUGGACCUGGGAUACAACAGCAUCAGCGACGACGGGGUCAAGAAACUUGUGGAGGGGCUGACUGAUCAAAAUUGCCGACUGAAAAUGCUGAAAUUGCAAGGCUGUGAAGUGACAUCACAAGCCUGUCAAUACCUGGCCACAGCCCUGAGACAGUCCCUGAAACUGCGAGAGCUGGAUCUCAGCGGGAACGAAAUAGGAGACGAUGGACUGAAACAUCUUGCAAACGGUUUGAGAGCUCCUGCAUGCCACUUAGAAGCACUUAAACUAUCACAGUGCAACAUUGAGCAAAGGGGCUGCCAUUAUCUGGCCUCAGCUUUGCAGAGCAACUCUAGCCACCUGAAAGUGUUGGAUAUGAGCAGCAACAUGAUCGGAGACAAGGGGGCCAAUGAGAUCUUCAAAAAAUUUGAUAUAUCACAGCUAACAAAGCUGGAGAUGUACCACUGCGGCCUCACUAGGUUAAGCUGUGCACGUAUUGGGGAAUGUCUGAAGCUUGAAACCAGCAAUCUGGUGGAACUGAAUUUGAGCAACAACAACUUGGAAGACCCAGGGUUUGCGCUGAUCUGCGAAGGCAUGUACGCCUGGUGUCGUCUAGAAAAACUCAAUAUUUCAAGUUGUGGAAUCACUGGUGUGGGCUGCUUUUAUUUGGCGAAGGUACUGUGUUCAGUCUCACAGCUCUACAGUGGGCUGAUGCAGCAAACAGACUGGCAGGCAGUUGAGCUGAAAGACCUUGACCUCAGCAUGAACUGCCUCAAAGACAACGGAGUCAAAGAUAUUGCAGCUGGAUUGACGAAUCCUUACAGCCACCUCAGAACUCUCAACCUGAGCCACUGCAGUCUGACCGAUGAGUGUUGUGCAGAGAUUGCAUCAGGACUUGCCUCAAAGGAAAGCAUCAGUGAGCUGGACCUGUCGGGCAACGCCCUUCUAGAUAAAGGAGUAAAGAAACUCUGUGUGGGACUCAAGAGCCCUCAGUGUAAACUUGAUAAAUUAUCACUGAGGACUUGUGGCCUGAGCUCAAGAAGCAUUCAGUUCCUGACCGCUGCCCUGAAGUCAAACCCCCAACAUCUGACAGAGCUGCAUCUGUUGGGAAACAAUCUGGAAGACUCAGGAAUCCGAGUGCUUAUGGAACUAACAAAGAACCAGAAAUACUCAUUGCAUACAAUAGAUGUCUCAGCAGAUUGAGGAGACAGGCAGAAUGCAGAGAACACAGGCUGCUCAAUCUGGCUUCUGGUCCAUGUAGUCAUACACCAUCAACUUGAUAAUUUGAAGGUCAUUGUGUUUCAGCACAUAGUGUAACUGCAGUAUCUGUUCUUUCCACUCUUGUUUCAUUCAUUUGGCUUUAUCUGCUCUGUUUAAAGAUUAUUUUCAGAAACUAUGUGGAUAUAACCAGUGAGUUUUUUAAAGCACACAAUUUAUUUUUUCUUUUUUUAUUAGCACUUUAUGUAUUUCUUUUUAUCCAGUGCCUUAGUGUUAAACUACACAAGUUAAGUAUACAGUACAGUACUUAAAAAUGUGAAGGAACUGAAUGAUGAAUUGUCUCAAGUACUGAUUUAUCUGUUCAUAUUGAAUUGAGUUUUUCUGUCCCUACAGUGUUUUUGUUAUGUAUCAUACAUACUGAUGGAUCUGAAACAAGAGAACAUGUAAUCUCUGUGACCACAAAAUAAAUACAGGUCUUCUUGCUGAAAAAUG
Messenger RNA from Thunnus maccoyii (southern bluefin tuna), 3617 nucleotides. RefSeq names its product NACHT, LRR and PYD domains-containing protein 3-like. The transcript has 9 exons. Bases 246 to 3110 code for a protein of 954 amino acids. NCBI's taxonomy places the organism in Eukaryota, Metazoa, Chordata, Actinopteri, Scombriformes, Scombridae. The record is from RefSeq and is a predicted model, not a curated record. Gene Ontology annotation, molecular function: protein binding.